AUGUUAAUACGUGUGGUUAAUAUUCUUGACACAGAGACUAUUGGGACCCUUUAUACAUAUAUUUCCAAUCCAGGGACGUUGAUCCUUCAAGUUCCAACCACAACGGCAGCAGGUGCAACAUACAAUUAUAAGUUUCUACGUACUUCUAAUAUCAAAACAGUUGAAGUUAUUUCCAAAUCAAUUGAUCAAACAAAGAUUGUUAAAAUUAAUGAACUUGAUCCAAAAAAAAUUCCAUCUGUAAUCAAGAGAAAUACAGAAGCUGUUGAAUUGAAAAAACUGACACAAAAUGAUAAAGCCACCAAAGAAGGUCAACAUAUAUUUAAUACUCUUUAUAAGACCAUGCCAACCGUGAGAUGGAAGGACAAUUCAAUCAUCAUUUUAGAUGAAGUUAAAAUAAACCCACCUUACCAACUACAAGAGGUAAAGUCUAUUAUUAAUGAUCAAGAUCCUGAAGAAAGUGAUGCUAUUAGAUUGGUGAAGAAAAUAGUUGACGGUGUCUGGUUGAAAGUUGAGUCACAACGAAAAGGAGGUUGA
Molecule: messenger RNA, 534 nt
Organism: Hansenula ciferrii
Lineage: Eukaryota; Fungi; Ascomycota; Saccharomycetes; Phaffomycetales; Wickerhamomycetaceae
Gene: LSM12
Product: Lsm12p
Exons: 2
Coding region: 1-534 (177 amino acids)
Source: RefSeq, a predicted model, not a curated record